UUAGAACAGUGAGACUGUGUAUCAAGCUGCAAGUAGCAAUAGCUGGGUGAUAGGAAGGGCUGUGUAGACGCUGGAGCAGAGGACUUAAUCACUGUCAGUGUCACUCUUAGCAAUAUAAAGUCAAAGGAUACAUUUAGGUGUCUCCAAAAGAGGUGUCUUGUGACAUCUGAGAACUUCAGGGCUUUUUGCACUUUUCCCUCCCUUGAUUUAGCAAAGCACAGUGACGCAGGGAUGGCUGGCCACUAGUCUGCAGCCCAUUCCCUGAGCAGUUGUGUUGGAGUUGAUGGAACCGUGCAAACAGGGAGAGGAGACAGAGGGAGAUCUGAGCAGGAAAAUGGGGAGAAUGAGCGUCUCACAGAGGGAUGGGGACAAUCACCCUCUUUUAAAGCUCCCUUGAGUUGGAUUGCAGCAUGUCAGCCAAGUCUAAGGGGACAUCCUCGCCAACAGAGGGGAAUGCCUCGAAAGCCAAGGUGAAAGAACAGAUCAAGAUUAUUGUGGAUGAUUUGGAGUUAGUACUGGGAGAUCUGAAGGAUGUAGCUAAGGAACUUAAGGAGGUGGUUGACCAAAUUGACACUUUAACGUCAGAUCUACAGCUGGAAGAUGAGAUGACAGACAGCUCAAAAACAGACACAUUGAACAGCAGCUCCAGUAGCACAACUGCUUCCAGCUUAGACAAGAUUAAAGUACGAGCAAAUGCCCCAUUAAUAACACCACCUGCACACCAAUCAGCUGUUCUUACAGUGCUUAGAAAGCCUAAUCCUCCUCCACCACCACCACGGUUGACACCUGUAAAGUUUGAAGAUACUCCUAUGUUGAAUAAUUCAACAAAUCCCGUAAAGAAUAAUGGCCCUUUGCUUCGGAAUGGUGGUUUACCCGGAGGACCUACCAAAGUUCCAAAUGGUGAUAGAUGUGCUAUUCAUAACACUAAGGUGGAUAAAUUUGUUGCACAGCCUUUGACACAUAGGCCAGAAAAGGAACGUUGUUCACAGACUACAACAAGAGAACGUGUACGUUUUAGUGAAAAUGUGUUAUACCACGGCUACUGUCCGGACUGUGAUAUUCGGUCUGAAAUAAAAAACAGAGAGGGGCAUCUACAUGGGGAGCCUGUCCACGUAGCAGGAAAACUUCCUCAUAAUUGCCCUCCUUUACCACCACCCCCUCUCCCAGCAUUUCCUCUUGAAAAUGGAGGGCUUGGAAUAAACAGUAGCGGUAGUCACCCUCCCCCAAAGACUGGCAUGCUGCCUCCACUGACUGCACCAAAACCUCAAAAAACUAUUCUGAGGAAAUCUACCACUACAACAGUGUGACCUUUAGGUUUUUUCUACUUUUUCUUUUUUUUCUAUUUUGAAAUAAUUUACAUAAACAUAAAAGAUUUUACAACGAGCACUUUAAAGCAAUAAAAAAGACCCCCAAAUCCCACCAUCACUAGAAGAGGCAUAACAAUCAAUGAUCCCCACGUUGGAAAAGAAAAUCUCCAAUCCGUAGCUUUCUCCAUCAGUUCCUUCUGUUUACAUAUAUCAUUAUGACUUUCGUCUAUGGAUGGAGAUAUACACUACAAGAGACACAUCCUUCCUGAUCACUGGAAUCGGAGCACAAUGCUUGGAGUCAUCAUAGAUUUAUUUUUUGUUCCACUCUAUAAACUUUACCCUGAUAAUAUCACAGCCUUAUUUACUAUUCACAAAAAAACUUACAUUUGAAAAAGCAAUGUAUAACUAAGUGAUCCCUUUAGAAUUCAUUAGAAUCCAAUUUUUUAUUAGCAUCCAACAAAGCUGUACCCAGUGCAGGAAGGUAAAUGGACAGAUAAAAAUCUCCAUCAGUAUUACAAAAUUCUUUAUUUUGGAAACUAGAGACAAUAUAGUUAAUACAUUUUAUAUGGUCCGAAUACAAAUCUCUUUCUAUUACGGUCGAGAAGGAUUUCUACUGUACCACUUAAAGCCAUAGAUUAUCAGUGGUGAAAAAUACAAUGGGAUGUCAAGUGAUGUAUCUCAUUCCCUGAAUAAACUAACGGCUGUAUUUCAAUGGUUGUGGAUUGCAUCAAUGCAUGUUGUAUGUAUUUGCACAAUCAGUUCCAGAUUAAUGAUAUGUGCUAUAUUUUGCAGAGAUGGUCAGGAUGAACAUUUCAUAGGUUAGGCUUGCAAGGAUCUUCUUUCAAAAUGGAUGCCUACAUAUUCUACCCAUCUACAGAGAUAUUUUCCCCUAC
Molecule: messenger RNA, 2200 nt
Organism: Pelobates fuscus (common spadefoot toad)
Lineage: Eukaryota; Metazoa; Chordata; Amphibia; Anura; Pelobatidae
Gene: PRR16
Product: proline rich 16
Exons: 3
Coding region: 411-1307 (298 amino acids)
Biological process (GO): positive regulation of translation; positive regulation of cell size
Source: RefSeq, a predicted model, not a curated record